UUUUUUUUCAAAUCAAAAAAUACAAUCAUUCAACAAGAACGUUUUCAUUUGAGAGGUUUCGUUCAAACUGAUCUCAACCAACUGCUUUAGGCCGUAUCUUUUGACCAAGACGAUGGAGCGUCUUCUUCGUCUUGGUGGAGGUGGUGCGCAGGCUGGAGGUGAUGGUAAUGUUGCCGACACAGCGGAACAAGUUUACAUUUCAUCUAUGGCUCUGCUAAAGAUGUUGAAACAUGGCAGAGCUGGUGUCCCCAUGGAAGUGAUGGGACUGAUGCUUGGCGAAUUUGUAGACGACUACACGGUUCGAGUAAUUGAUGUGUUUGCCAUGCCUCAAAGUGGAACGGGAGUGAGCGUUGAGGCUGUUGAUCCCGUCUUUCAGAUGGAUAUGAUGGAGAAUCUGAAGCAAGUUGGUCGACCAGAAACCGUAGUGGGAUGGUAUCAUUCUCAUCCUGGUUUCGGAUGCUGGCUCUCUGGAGUGGAUAUAAACACACAGCAAAGCUUUGAGUCACUUCAGCAGCGGUCAGUCGCCGUUGUUGUCGACCCGAUUCAGUCUGUGAAAGGGAAAGUUGUGAUUGAUGCCUUCCGACUCAUUCAAAACAACACUCUCAUGCUGAGCCAAGAGCCACGCCAGACCACGUCCAACAUAGGAGACCUGAAGAAGCCAUCCGUACAGGCCCUCAUUCACGGCCUCGACCGCCACUACUAUAGCAUGCCCAUCAACUACCGUAAGAACGAGCUGGAACAGAAGAUGUUAUUAAAUUUGCACAAGAAAUCAUGGAUGGAGGGUAUGAAGUUGGCAGAUCACUCCGAGCAUAGCGUCCAGAAUCAGAAAACUGUUGAGCAGAUGCUUGAAUUGGCCAAAGCUUAUGUCAAGUCAGUUGAGGAGGAGGAUAAGAUGACUCCGGAACAACUCGCCAUUAAGAACGUUGGAAAGCAGGAUCCAAAGCGGCACAUCGAAGAACAAGUCGACGUCUUGAUGACAUCAAAUAUCUCUCAGUGUCUUGGCGCCAUGAUUGAUACCGUAGUCUUCUAAGGACACCGAAGAUUGCUGCUGAUGCACGUGCGCGCGUGGGGUGUGGUAGUAGUGUCGAUGGUGGUGUGUGCAUGUGUGUGUGUGUGUGUGUGUGUGAGAGACAGAGAGAGAGAGAGAGAGAGCUUUGUACAUAAUAAAAGCUGUGAAUUUUUAUACGCCGUCACCCUGGUUUUUUACUUACUCUACGGACCACUGGAUCUGUAUGAUUUGUUUGCUCUGCUGGAUGUAUCUUUGGAUACACAAUAGCCGUGCUGUAUAAAAUAAUUGAGUUUUCCGCGCUCUGUAUUAAAAGAUUAUGAUCUUUGAA
This is a messenger RNA of Sycon ciliatum, 1337 nucleotides long. Its product is annotated as 26S proteasome non-ATPase regulatory subunit 14-like. The coding region runs from base 113 to 1030 and encodes 305 amino acids. Gene Ontology annotation, cellular component: proteasome regulatory particle, lid subcomplex. Lineage: Eukaryota; Metazoa; Porifera; Calcarea; Leucosolenida; Sycettidae. The record is from RefSeq and is a predicted model, not a curated record. Gene Ontology annotation, molecular function: metallopeptidase activity; proteasome binding; protein binding. The transcript has a single exon. Gene Ontology annotation, biological process: proteasome-mediated ubiquitin-dependent protein catabolic process; protein deubiquitination.